Molecule: messenger RNA, 783 nt
Organism: Cylicocyclus nassatus
Lineage: Eukaryota; Metazoa; Nematoda; Chromadorea; Rhabditida; Strongylidae
Source: the annotation of a GenBank genome assembly
CCAGUCAAGCGUCGUUUGCAAGAAAGGCCUUGCUAUUUUCUCUCCUUUUAACUCGCUAAUCGCAGCGAUAAUCCGCGAAUAAUCUCCCAUUAAUCUUAUCAUUUCUAUCUUUAGCACAGCUGUAUACAGAAAUGUCGCUUCUUGAGCAAGUGAGCUCGCUUUUAAGCUAUCUCCCGGAAGUGGCCUUCCCCAGGAAGAAGGCUCCUGCUUACGCCAACCCCCCGGUUAUGGCACAACCAACCUUUCAUCUUGCUGAUAUGUCAUCGAUAACACGAAUUGCUGGGUUAUCUGGAGCCGUUGCAGUAGCACUGGGAGCUUAUGGAGGUCAUAUGAUCCGCGAUGAUGAGAAAGUGGAGAUAAGAAGGAAAAAUGCGUUUGAGGCAGGCUCUCGAUAUCAUCUAAUCCAUACGCUUGGACUUCUGGCUGCUCAUAAAGCUCGGUAUCCAUGGAUGACUACGGCUAUAUUCGUAGGUGGAAUCGUUAUGUUUUGCGGGCCUUGCUACCACUAUAGCAUCACAGGGCAAACAAACACACGAAAAUUCGCUCCGAUUGGUGGUGUCCUUUUCAUUCUUGGUUGGCUUACGUUCAUACUUUGAUAUAUCUUUGCUAUUUUGUACAGUGCUAGUCAUUAGUUCAGAACUUCAUGCAAUAAAUAAUUUCCAAAUGUACAUGUACAAUAUCACAGUUAUUCUUCCUUGUCGGAUCCAGACUCGUAUUCAUUAACAGAAUCUUCAUUUCUUGUGUCUCGCCUCAUCACUUGUUCUAUCAGACCUGCUACCUCCG